AUGGGUGUCCGAGGAACAGCCGGUGUCGACCAAGGCCGCCAUGGGAAAACCCUAAGCUUUAAAUGGAUGAAACCCAUGUUGGAAGCUGAAUCAAUCGCCACCGACAUCAAAUCUGCAGCUCUGGGGAAUUUGGUUGGCCGUGCUUCGAGCUUUCCUUCUGGAAUGAAGGCGUUGGCAGAUUAUGUACAUCACAAAGGCCUUAAACUUGGAAUUUACUCUGAUGCCGGGGGUAAAGAAGAUCCUGCAACUUGGGCAAAGACAGUUGGGAAUAGUUGGAGAACAACUGGGGACAUCGGUGAUAAUUGGCACAGCAUGAUAUCUCGUGCCGAUACUAAUGACAAGUGGGCAUCUUAUGCUGGACCUGGAGGCUGGAAUGUACAGGUUUGGGCGGGUCCUUUGAGUGGGAAGAGGGUUGCAGUGUUGCUGUUGAACAGAGGGAACUCCGUAGCCUCAAUAACUGCACGGUGGUCCGACAUUGGCCUCCACAACGACGCCGUCUUCCAUGCAAGAGAUCUCUGGAAGCACUUAACGAUUGCAUCGGUGAAGGGGCAAAUCUCAGCUAAAGUGAGAUCUCAUUCCUGUAAGAUGUAUGUCCUCAGUCCCAACUAA
This is a messenger RNA of Linum tenue, 609 nucleotides long. NCBI's taxonomy places the organism in Eukaryota, Viridiplantae, Streptophyta, Magnoliopsida, Malpighiales, Linaceae. The record is from the annotation of a GenBank genome assembly.